Molecule: messenger RNA, 4658 nt
Organism: Gambusia affinis (western mosquitofish)
Lineage: Eukaryota; Metazoa; Chordata; Actinopteri; Cyprinodontiformes; Poeciliidae
Product: UPF0524 protein C3orf70 homolog B
Exons: 2
Coding region: 343-1197 (284 amino acids)
Source: RefSeq, a predicted model, not a curated record
GUGAUGAAGUUCGAAUGCGCGUCACCAAGCAGCGCGCACAGCUGAGGAGCUUCCCCGACGCCACGGCACGAGAGAUGGGGAGAUGCGUGGAUCACGGUCACGGGAGGCUUCGAAUGUGACAUUGUUCGUCGUUUGUACUUCCACAGAACGCGUUGCCACCCUUUGUGUGAGCACUGACCGAGCUGAUCUGGAUUCAGAAGACCCAGCAGCAUAUAUCCACCCAUUUCUACAAAGCUUCCUUGCCUGCGUGGACCGUGAAAAACCUCUCGGAUCGGUUUUAGUUUUACUCCAACAGAUCGUGCGUGCGUUUUCAAAACAAAAUUGGAUCCGGGAAAUGUUGGCAUGGCCGCCUCGGGAGCUCAUAAGUGUCCGAAGAGUGAGAAGUUGGACGAGGCGCAGGCUUUGGCCAAGAGCUGCGCGGGGAGACCAGACUUCCUGCCGUGUGAUGGACUCUCCAUCUGCGCGACGCACAGCCACGGGAAGUGCUUCAAGCUGCACUGGUGCUGCCACUUGGGCUGGUGUCACUGUAAGUACGUGUACCAGCCCAUGACCAAUGUGUGCCAGCUGCCCAGCACAGCUGUGCCGCCGGUCGGAUCAGAGUGCAGCGACACCAUGGACCUCUCCGUCUCGCUGGCUGAGCGCUUCCUGAAGCUGGCACCCAGCUUCCAGUCCCCGCCUCACCUGGAGUCUCCCAAGUACUGUGUCAUCGCGGAUCUGUUUGUGGACGACUACAUUGUCAAAAGGAUCAAUGGGAAGAUGUGCUACGUGCAGCGGCCCCUGCCUCCCUUACCGGAACCGCCUCGACCUCCCUCCCCUCAGCCGCCCGCUCCAGCUACACCUCAAAUGCCUCCUAAUCCCAGUCCGCCAGAGCAGCCGGUGAGCCCGAAGCGGCAGGCUCCUGCCCCGCCGGUCCCUCAGCCGUACAGCGAACAGAAACACCUCUCCACUGUCGAGAAACUAAAAGGCCCCAAAAUGGACCACUGCUCGUCCCCGUCCAGCUCAGAGGACUCCGGUAUCAACGCACUGGGCCUCCACUACCUGGAGUCUUGCGAGGAUGGAAGUGAGGAUGAGGAGGACGAGUUGAGCACAGAUGGAAACUCAAGCCCCGGUAGCCUCUGGGAGCAGGACGACUGUUCUCUUCUCUCCCCCUCCAAAUCAAUGAUAGAGAUCAUCGAAAAGAUUGAAACAACUGUCUAACUGACAUACAGAAACCACUUAUGAGGAGGACCAACGGAGCAGUGUCCAACAGAGAUCAGCACUCCAGGAUUUCAUUUUCCAUGGACUCACGGGGAGCAAACCUCAAUCUAGUGGUUCUGUGGGGUAUUUGCAAGGUAGCUUCAGGCUGAAUUUCUUCUCCUGCAUGUGGCUGAAGACUAUACAGCCACAAAUUUCACAGAGCCUCUUUUCUGCUCAAUCCCCCUGCAUGGAGUUAAUUUCUGACACUUAUUGGAAUCAAGGAGGAAGCACAAAAAUCUCAAGGAUGUGAGCAGUGGACAGAAAUUCAAGAGUAGCGUAGAAACACAUCAAAACAGACACAAAAGAUAUAAACAAUAGACUUUUUGUGAUUUUCUUGUGCAGGUAAGUUACAGGAGCUACAUUAUGUAGGAACAAAUUUGUUCUCUGACGACAAUGAACAGUGAGGUAACGCUUGGUGUUCUCCAAUUGUCAGUCUUCAGUCUCAUUCAACGUCCAUGUCAUCUCUUAUUCACUGGGAAGCGACUCCACCCACACACACAUUACUAAUUCUGACAAUUUAGCGUAAUGAUUGCGAGGCCGGCUACCUCUCAUGGGCCUCGAGCACAUCAACCUUUUAACUCGUUAAAGACUCGCCUCCGAGCUGCCCAGACGCCGCCUGCUUCUGUUGCAUUAGGGGGAAAAAAAAAAGCUUUCAGAGGCCACAAUUCAUCCGCACUUUACCGACGCCAUCACAGGUGGCAGGUAGGUCGGUAUCUGACAAUCAAGAAUUACACAGAAGCACAUUGCUACACGGUAGCUGCCACUAAAGACCACUUCUAUGACUAAUUACCACACAUUACUAUGUUCUUCUGACCACCUUUGUUUGAUCAAACUUAUCUAAACUGUAGAUCACAGGUCAGAUUUUUAGAAGUGGGGUUCUGUGGAGAGUGUUUGAGUCGUCGGUGUGCUACAAUUACCAGCAGGUGGGUAACAAUAAAUACAGCCCACUAAAGAAAACAAUAUAAUUAUAAGGUUCAUGAGAACAAGACAAGAAGAGAUUUUAACUGGAUUUUGUUGAAAUAAGGAAUAACCUAUAUUUCUGAUUUCACAUAUAAUGUAAAGGUUUUAAAAAACACAAAGAAUCUUAUCAGUAUGGAAUAUUUGACUCCAGUUUAUUCUGGUUCAUGGUUUCCAUACAUGUCUAAAUCUAAAGGGGUCCUAAUUCACGUAGAAACAUUUAAAAUGUGAUAUAUUGUACACAAGCAGAGUUAAGGUUUUCUAUGUUUCAGACUGUGCUUUUUAGAAUCUCUACAGUGUAAAACUACCCAUUUCAAGCUUGAUCAAUCUACGCAUUUAACAUUUUUGAAUUAACAUACAGCAGUACAGAAUACGAUACAUAAAAUACAUAUAAUAAAAUAUAAAAUAAUAAAAUAUAGGAACAGAAAUUAUGAAAGACUCCAGAGUCAUUUAAAAAACCUAAUUUUUUCCUUUACUUUAGCAUCGACAGGAAGCUGUAAAGCGGACAGUAAUGUUUGCGUCGCUAUUAACUGUUAGCCAUGCAUAUAUUCCCAUAAUGCUUACAAACUGUUCAUGAUUUAUCUGUCACUCUUUAAAAUUUUCUGCUGUGUACAAAAAAAUCCUGCUAGUUAAGAGAUUUAAAAGUGGUGGAGGCUUUUCAGUGCUUUUCUCAGUGAGUGUGGUUUACCAACCAGACAGCAUCUGCAUUAGCUAACUUUGUCAACAGAACAGGGCAACGACUCAAUAACUGCUUCCUCUCAUACUUCAAAACAAGUCCUAAGUAUAUAAAUGGAACAGCGUGCUAGGAUUAAAUGCUCACCACUUCAUCGGGUGCUGAGAAUAAUAGCUUACAUUUAUUUUUGACAAAUAGUCAUAUGCUGUCAGCAGCUGGAUAGCUGGAUUUACAACACAGGCUUGGAUUUGACGAGAAAUAUUGUGACAUUUUAUUAUCUUGAGAUCUGGCGCCAGAAGAUCUUAUUACACCACUGCUAAACAGAGGUAGAUUUCUGUUUUUAGAUGUCAGAACCUCACUUUGGUUUGGGCCCUAAACGGAUGCGUGGAAAGCCAAUUAGAAAUAUCUAAGUAUGUAGUUUUUAAAAACUUGUACUGUUUGUAUUGUUUUCCAUCUGUUAUGCAGUUUAAUAUAUUUUUUUAGAUGAGAAAUGGUACCAUAAUGAUCGUAGUUUUCUUUUAAUAAAUUAAGUAUAGAGUAGUGGAUUAAUGCCACCCUCCCAACCAUGGCUGUGCACUGCUAUUCAGCUGGCUGCCUUUUUUCCCUCUCACAAGCUUUUAGCAGUAUGUAUGUUAAUUCUGGCUAAUAAACCAAGUAAUAGAAGACUGCUAUUCUUAUAAAUCACAACCACAAUAUUUCAACUGAAGUAAUCAAUCUAUCCAUUCAUCCAUCCAUUUUCUAUACCCACUUAUCCAUUUAGGGUUUUUUGGGAGGUUGGUGUCUUUCUCCAGCAGUCACGAUAUAAAUAAAGGUAAAUAAUGGUAUUUAGGUAAGUAUAAUUUUUAUCGGCUUUAUUUAUUCCAAAUACCAUUUUUGCUCCAGGGUAUUGUACCAUGAGAGUGUGUGCAGAGAACUAAUUUCUGUUCCUGCAAACUGUGCUAGCUCAGGUAGCUAACUACUGCAAGCAGAAUACUGACUGCUCUUAAGAACUCCACAGAACCCCAGUUCAAAUGAUUUGAACCAUCCUAUUAAAAUAGACUCAUAUACAGAUCUUUAUAAAGAGCCAGAUAUUGAAAUUGCUUCAACAUAUCUCUGGCACAGCACACAUAGGAGAAUGCUAAAGACUAUUAAGAUACAUGAUAUUGGCUCAAUUUGUCUAAUGUAUUCUUUUAAAUCAAUAUUAUAACACGACUGCAUAUUCAUUGGCUUUUGGUGCUAUCAAUGCAUCUUUUAUGAUGAAUCGAAGGAGUAGGCAGGGAAAGAAGUAGAUUAGAAUAGUUUGUCACAGUUAGUUUGUACUAUUGGACUGAAAUAAUCACUUAUUGCACCUUUAGAGGGAUAUUACAAUGUGAGAUGGGAUGUUGCAUAGGUGUUGUGAUGUGGUUGAUAUAACAAGACGUGAGCCAGCCCUUUUAUUAGUUGGUUACAUUAAGCGGGCUGGAAUUUUUUUUCCAUUUCUCUCUUCCUUUUCCUUUUGUUUUUACAGUUCAUUUGUCAAAAGCUGUCAGCAAAAAUUACCAAAAUCUUCACAAGUGUUGCUGAAUUUCCUUAAGCACAGAAAGCAGAAGUCAUUUUGCAUGACUGCAUUUGUUCUAGCAAAUAUAUAAUAUAUCUAUAUAUAGUUUAACAAAUUUUGUGAUUCUGUGUGAAAAAGAUAAGACGACUCCUAAAUCAGGGUGACAUUUUGUGGAGCAGAAUCCUUAUUAAUGCAGUUCAAAAUGUAUGUUAUGUUCUUAUUAUUGUUAUAUUAUUUUCAUAUGAAUAAAUCUUAUGAAACUGAGUGUUUUUUCCC